AUGAAUUCUCUUAACCUCAACAACUCUGCUGCUUCUGGUGCCUCUGGUUCUGACUCUACUGGUGAUUAUCCUAACAACUCUGGUUCUGCUGGUAACUCUGCUGGUGCUCAAUCCAACCCUGGUUCCCCUGAUGUUGUUCCUACCACUGGUACGUCUAUCGACGCUGCUGCUGCUGUCGAUCUUCCUCAGUCCUCUUUUCAAUCGGAGCCUAUGGAGAUUGAUCAUCCCGAUAAAGUCGAACAAUCAAGUUCUUCUUCAUCUUUCACUCCUCUUGCAACCACUGAUCCAGUCGUUACUCAUGUAACUUCUGUACCUAUCUCAACCCCUGCUCGUAGCACGUUUGAUGAGGACGCCGACCAAGUGUUGACUAGAAUCAGUGAGUGUAAGAAACGCAUCCAUGAUCUUUACGAACAGGAAGCUAUCGUUAUGCGUACCAACACUAGUACCAUUCCUGAAUUCCAACUUCGUCAGCAUAAGAUCAAUGCUAUCGCCCAUGACUUGGAGUAUUACCGUAACGCUCUCGUUUCUGCCAAUACCCUCUUCGCUUCGUUCAAGGAUACUUCUGUUAGCCUAUUGUCUAAUCAGACUCAAGUCCUGUCAUUGAAUGAAACCCUGUCUGAAACUUCGAAGGAAAAAGACCACUCCGAUAUCCCCGCCAAGGAAAUCCCAGUUUUUGACGUCAAAUUUCCCGACCAAGUUACUAACCCGGACAUCCAUGCCUCUGACGAUCACUCCCUCCAAACGUUCAUGCGUAAAUUUGAACGUACUUAUCUCAACUAUGGUGUUGAUGUUGAGCGUCACUGGUUCUUUCAUCUUGAAGCUAGCUUUGAAAACAACAAUUCGUACAAUUCAUGGUUCGUGCAAAACUUCAAAUCCUCUUCAAGAAACAAACCAAAGUCAUGGACUGAAGCGAAGGCCACUUUGGAGUGUAGAUUUGAUCCUGUCGCUCGUCUUGGAUUAAUCAAGGUGAAUUUCAUGCUCCAUAGUAUGCGUAUGCAUUCUUCUGA
This is a messenger RNA of Mucor mucedo, 1007 nucleotides long. RefSeq lists its product as uncharacterized. The record is from RefSeq and is a predicted model, not a curated record. The annotation marks the transcript as partial. Lineage: Eukaryota; Fungi; Mucoromycota; Mucoromycetes; Mucorales; Mucoraceae. The transcript has a single exon.